AUGUGUGACCGGAACGGAGGCCGGCGGCUCCGGCAGUGGCUGAUUGAGCAAAUUGACAGCAACAUGUACCCAGGGCUGAUUUGGGAAAACGACGAGAAGAGCAUGUUCCGGAUCCCUUGGAAACACGCUGGCAAACAAGAUUAUAACCAGGAAGUGGAUGCCUCCAUUUUCAAGGCCUGGGCUGUUUUUAAAGGGAAAUUUAAGGAAGGGGACAAAGCUGAGCCAGCCACGUGGAAGACAAGGCUACGCUGUGCUUUAAACAAGAGUCCGGAUUUUGAGGAAGUGACAGACCGAUCCCAGUUGGACAUUUCUGAGCCAUACAAAGUUUACCGCAUCGUCCCCGAGGAAGAGCAAAAAUGCAAAUUGGGCAUGUCGACUCCUGGCUGUGUGAAUGAAGUCACUGAGAUGGAGUGUGGUCACUCUGAAAUUGAUGAGCUGAUCAAGGAGCGCCCUGUGGAUGAGUACAUGGGGAUGGUCAAAAGGAGCCCUUCCCCGCCGGAGGCCUGCAGGAACCAGCCCCUCCCAGACUGGUGGAUGCAGCAGCCCAGCGCAGCAGGCUUGCCGCUGGUGCCGGGCUACCCCGCCUACGAUGCACACCAUUCAGUCUUCUCCCAGAUGGUCAUCAGCUUCUACUACGGGGGCAAGCUGGUGGGCCAGACCACCACCACCUGCCCCGAGGGCUGCUGCCUGUCGCUGAGCCAGCCGGGCCAGCCCGGCGCCAAGCUGUAUGGGGCGGAGGGUCUGGAGCUGGUGCGCUUCCCGCCCGCGGACACCAUCCCCAGCGAGCGGCAGAGGCAGGUGACCCGGAAGCUGUUCGGGCACCUGGAGCGCGGUGUGGUGCUGCACAGCAACCGGCAGGGCGUGCUGGUCAAGCGGCUGUGCCAGGGCCGCGUGUUCUACAGCGGCAACGCCGUGCUCUGCAAGGACAGGCCCAACAAGCUGGAGCGCGACGAGGUGGUCAAGGUCUUUGACACCUGCCUGUUCUUCCGAGAGCUGCAGCACUUCUACAACAACCAGAGCCGGUUCCCCGACAGCAGGGUGGUGCUGUGCUUCGGAGAGGAGUUUCCAGAUAUGACCCCAUUGCGCUCCAAACUCAUCCUCGUGCAGAUUGAGCAGCUGUAUGUCCGGCAGAUGGUGGAAGAAGCUGUGAAGAGCUGUGGUGCUGGGUCCGUGAUGCAGGCUCCCGAGGAGCCCCAGCCAGACCAGGUCUUCCGGAUGUUUCCAGAUAUCUGCGCCUCCCACCAGAGACCCUUUUUCAGAGAAAACCAACAGAUCACAGUUUAA
Pipistrellus nathusii (Nathusius's pipistrelle) is the source of this 1284-nucleotide messenger RNA. Lineage: Eukaryota; Metazoa; Chordata; Mammalia; Chiroptera; Vespertilionidae. The record is from the annotation of a GenBank genome assembly.